UGCGCUGCGCUGCGAGGAUCGAGGAGGCUGAAGGGCGGUCGGUUUCGAGAGGUAUAUUACCCAUGCGCGCUAAGCACAAGGGGUGGGGGGCAUGACUUGCAGAAUAACAAUGUCUCACGCUGAGACGCGGGCCACAACCUCCAUGGAGGCAGGAGAAGCGGCCAGUCGAGAGCUAAAGUUUGCAGUGAGAGAGGUGGUGGGAGCCGCCAUGGGCCACCUGGGGACUCAGAGACAGCGGUCUUGUGAGGAGGUCUUGACUCAGCUACCACUUCUGGACAACAGCUUCUACUGUUAUGAGCUGGUGAGACAGCUCCAGUCCCUUAUCUCCUCCCACCUGUCUCCCAUGGUGACCAGGAGGGUGGGUGGAGCCAGGCUGGAGAGAGAGAACUUCCACUAUACUGCUGCUGUCAUCACCGAAGACAUUCUGGAGUCUAACCAGUAUAAACAGAUCUGUCAAUCAUUUACCUCAGCUCUCAAGGAGACUGUGCAAGAAUUGUUAGAUGACUCCACCCACCAGCUGCUAAGCCCCGCCCCUCACUCCUCCCUCUCUCAGACCACUCAAUACUUCAGUCUGGACAGCUCUCUGAACUCUGACCUCUCCCAGAUGCUGGGCCAGACAGCUCUCUGGUCCACAGACCAGCUGGUGGCCAUAGCCGCUGACCUCGCUCCCUCUCUGCCUACUCAGGUGAGGAUUGAGGCCAUGCACCACCUACUACAGUUCCCUAUUGGAGACCUGGUUGCCAUGGAUACAUGGAGUCAGCUGAAGCCAGUGCUGUCGGGGACUCUGAUGGACUCUGACCCCCGCCUUGCUGGGAUGAGUCUGACUCUCCACUGUCACCUCCUCUCCUCCCACUCCCCCACCUCCUCACUGGAGGCACUCCUCUCACUCUCCCACAAUCUCUCCGCCUUCUUCCUCGGGAAAGAGGGUGUGGCUGUUACCAUGGCAAUGGGAAUAGACCCUGCAGAUGAUCGCUCACUGACAGUUAUCCAGAGAAUGAACCUGUUGAACAGGUUUCAGAGAGACGUGGUGUCGUACUGGAUCAGGUUUGGACACAGGACUGUGGAGGACAUUGUUAGGGCCACCUUUGACCUUCUGUCGCUAGGCAACGACACACUCGGCCAGCUGCGUCCUAUCCACUACCUCAGUCUGUUGGACCCAACAGCUCAGUGGGCCAGGGACUGGACUGUGAGCCAUGGGACAGUGGAGGUGGGAGGGUCCACACAUGAGGCUGCUCCUUGUUCCAAGGGAAUAUAAGUUAAAGAGAAUGUGUCAGUAAGUAAGGGCUAAAUUUAGAAAUGCUACUAAAGAUAUAAGGAAACAAGAAUGCAUUUAACUUUUUAGUAACAUUUAGCCCUUAUUAUAUUGCACAUUGCCUUUAAAAUGGGGACCCGAGAAGUGCAAAUCCUUUAGUUUGUAAUCUAGUUAAUCUAGUGUGUGGCUGGUGAUUGUGGGUUAGGCACGUGUUCAGCCCUUGAUUGUAUUCCACACACAGCAUGGAGAGUUCAGUCGCAGUGUGGUAGUGGAGGUGAUGAGAGAGAGACCUGGACUGUUGGAGGAUGCAGUACGUUGUCUGAUGUCCUCUAGACUGCGAGGUGACAAGCAAAACCAUCUAAAACCCAGCACAGGUUACUACAAUGAGGGCAGUCUCCACUACCUCCACUUCUCUCACUCUCUUUCUCUCUUUGGACAAGUGGUGAGGUGGAAGAAUGGAAGAAAACUCUUCCCCAUCACACUUGACAUAGGAAAAUGUGAGCAUACACUUCCAACUGCUGUCGAGUACCACGAUUUCCUUGAGAAUCCAAACAGAUUUGUUUCAGGAUUGUUGCAUACUGAUUUUUUUUCAGAGUGGAAGAAGGAUAAAAGAGUCUCGGCAUGCUUUCUGAGUGUGAUUAAUUGGUGGCUUUAGAAAGUUGCAUACCUCAUAUAAGUGUGAAUCAAGGACACUGCAUUUAUGAAAUUGUUUCAUAUUAGUCGCAGCAUGACCUUCUUUAGAAAAUUCCACUGUUGAUCGACAAAAAAACUGUUGCAGUGAUGACUUUUUUCUUGGGGCAAAAUUCUAAAUCAGGAGUGGGGAGGGGCCUAGCUCCCAAAACCACGAAUGUUCUGGCAUGGCAGCCAGCACAUACAGU
Geodia barretti is the source of this 2130-nucleotide messenger RNA. The record is from the annotation of a GenBank genome assembly. Lineage: Eukaryota; Metazoa; Porifera; Demospongiae; Tetractinellida; Geodiidae.